Coccinella septempunctata (seven-spotted ladybird) is the source of this 2119-nucleotide messenger RNA. RefSeq names its product acidic leucine-rich nuclear phosphoprotein 32 family member A (gene Mapmodulin). The transcript has 5 exons. Gene Ontology annotation, molecular function: histone binding. The record is from RefSeq and is a predicted model, not a curated record. Gene Ontology annotation, cellular component: nucleus. Bases 240 to 977 code for a protein of 245 amino acids. NCBI's taxonomy places the organism in Eukaryota, Metazoa, Arthropoda, Insecta, Coleoptera, Coccinellidae.
AACGCCGUUGUCUGAAUACCGAACCAUCAAACUAUCGUUCAUCGAAUCGCCGCGGUUUCUACAGUGCGUGGCGGUGUAAAGGCAGUGUUAAUCGAUGUGAGCUUCUAUCUUGCUGUUUGAAGUAAACUUGAACCGUUUUUCAAUUGUUUUAUUCUGGAGACAAUUUAAAAUAGGCGGGUUAAUUUGAUUAACCGUUAUUUCCCUUCGGUGUUUUAUGAAAGUAACUGAAAGAUAAUAAAAUGGAAAAACGUAUAGAGUUAGAGAAAAGGGGUAAAAAUCCAGCUAACAUAAAAGAACUCAAUUUGGACAAUUGCAGAAGUACAAGUAUUGUAGGAUUAACAGAUGAAUUUUGUAAUUUGGAGAGCUUAUCUUUAAUAAAUGUAGGUCUAACAUCACUGAAAGGAUUUCCAAAACUACCAAAUCUCAAGAAGUUGGAAUUGAGUGACAACAGGAUUAACAGUGGUCUAAAUUUGUUAGAAACAAGUCCCAAGUUGACUCACCUCAAUUUAAGUGGAAAUAAAAUAAAAGAUUUGGAAACCUUAGAGCCCCUGAAGAAUUUUAAAAAUUUGAAAAGUUUAGACUUGUUCAAUAAUGAGGUGACAACAGUGGAGUAUUAUAGAGAUGCUGUAUUUAAAACCAUUCCUAGCCUCAAAUAUUUGGAUGGGUAUGAUGAAAAUGAUAGGGAGGCUGAAGAUAGUGAUGAGGAAGUCAAUGGGAACGAAGGAUUUGAACAAUCAGAUGAAGAUGGUUUAUCUUCAGAUGAGGAAGAAGAAUUGAAUGAAAGUGUGGGUUUGGGGGCAGUUUAUUCAUCAAAUAUUGAUGAAUUGAGUGACGAAGAAGACUAUGAAGCUUUAGAGGAAGAGGAAGAUUCAGAAAUAGCUGAAGAGGAAGAAGAAGAAGGAAACAGCAGUGAUGAAGCUGAAACGCCUGAAGUGUCGAGAGGUAAAAAAAGGAAGCAUGAAGAAAAUCAAGAAUAAGUGCUAUGUUAGUGAUAUGGAAGGACUAUACUAUUGACCAAAAAAUGAUUUGUGUCUCGAUUUUUGGAGAGAAGAGACAACAUCAGGCUCUGGCUGUGGUAUCUUGAGCUACACAAUUCUACUGGUUCUUGGAAAAAAGUCUAUAAUCAACAUUCAGUUUUCAUAAUAAUUUUAGGUCGAUAAAGAAAAAUAGCAGAGCAGAUUCUAAUAAUUAUAAAUGGUUGUCAAUAAAAUUUUAAUACUGUUAUUCUAGCUCCAAGCUAAUCAUGUAUAUUCCAAUCCAAUCUUACUCUUUUUCCAAUGAAUUAUUAAGUUAUAAUGGGUUAAUAUACUUCUGUUCGAUCAAUCAAAAAUCGAAUUUAUUUUGCUGAUUCCCAAGUUAUUUCACAUUCUUCAACCUGUGUCAGAACAACUCGUCAAGUUACUUAAUUGUUCGGAGAAGAAUUUCUGAAGUGUCCUUCAAGAGAAUGAACCAAAUUCUAAAGUUAUGAUCCAAAAUUCAAUCUGUGUUCACGUCGAAUUUUUAUUUACCUAUGUAUGUAUAUUUUAGACUGUCUGAUAUUGUCGGAAGAAUAAUUUUAAACGAUUUAGAAUGGAGAGUGUUCUAAGUGUAUUUGAUUUGUGAAGAAAUUCAUAAAAUAGAAAGUUCUGACAUGGUUUGGUGUAAAUUCAUUUGGGUAUAACAGCUAGGUCUGGUGAACGAACCACAAAAAAGCAUUUUAAGCAGUACAAAAUUUUUAUCGGAUUUUACAAAGCCCAAAAUUAUUUUGGUUGUUUGCCAUCGAACGUUUUAUAUAAAUAUUAACUUAUUAAUAUAUAUAUAUUCAAAUUUUAAUUAGGGAAUUACUGUAAAGUUACGUUGAUGUUUAUGAUAUGUAGUUGUUAUAACUGAGAGAAUCAUGCUAAGUUUACUAAUGAUCAUUGUCCGUUGAGGAGAUUUCUUUUGUUUUAAACUUUUUUUUCAUUUUUAUUGGUAAUCAUUUUUUUUCGGAAUUGCAGUCUCAUCAUCUGACCUCUUUUCUCCAGUAAAAUCAAUAUUUAAUUUGUUUUUUAUGCACUUAGGUUAAUAGUUGAGAAAAUAUUGAAAUUUGAAUUUGAUGUAUUUUUUAUUUUCUAUUUAUAUAAAAAAUUUAAACAGAAAA